CAACCUGAUACCAGAUACUAAAAUGUACUUGGGGAAAAAAACAGUAAACCUGGCCCCCUUGUGGACAUUCUGCGCAUGCGUCAGAGGAUUGUUAGCCCUCAGACUUCCCAAGGCAAAGUUGGAGGGCGCCAUGUUUUUUUCACGGGAAGACGGUUGAAGGCGACAUGGACAGUCGUUUAACAAGGAAAUUCAUCGAUGUGGAGCCAUAUGGCGUCUAAGAAGCAGAGUCCUCUCUGUGUGUAAAACAGCAGCUUGCACCAACUAAGACGCCUGACUGAGAAGAAUAUUGAAGGACGUUGACACUCAAUAAUUUGGUCUCAAAAGCUUAGACAAGGGUGGGGGUAUGCUGGAGCUUAUCCCAGCUGACUUCAGGCGAGAGGCGGUAUACACCCUGGACUGGUGGCCAGCCAAUCACAGGGCGCAUAUAGACAAACAACCAUUCACACUCACAUUCAUACCUAAGGACAAUUUGGAGUCGCCAAUUAACCUAGCAUGUUUUUGGAAUGUGGGAGGAAACCGGAGUACCCGGAGAAAACCCACACAUGCACGGGGAGAACAUGCAACGGAGAAUCGAACCCAGGUCUUUGGUUUAGUGGUGAAAUGUUUAAUUUAUUUCACAGGUAUCUCAACCUGUGGAUGUGUUGUGUUUUUGUGCACCGUGAUCAAGUAUGUCCUUCCUUUUGAUGACUACAUAUAUAAACAGCCCCUCUGCCAAAUGUUUUCAUUCAAUGUGGCUGGCAAGUAUAACUGAUUGUCUGAUGUGUGGAAGCAUUACAUGACACGUGUAAAACAAAUCUCCAAUGAUUUAUAAUGUUUUCUAUGGUAUUUGUAACCGCACUGCUGGAAGUAAAUACAGCGUUAGUACAAACGUCCUAAAGGUGUUCUGGUUUGAAAGAAGAUGUGUUAAGAUAAUUUCAUUUAAUUCAAAGAAGGCCAUCUUAAAAAAAUACAACACAAUCAUAUUAGAAAAGUGGUGUAGGUGGUAGCUUAAAUCUCAUGUAAAUAUUACUUGUAAAUUUCUCCAAAUUAAGUAAGGGAAAACUAGUUAAACAAUCCUGAAAAGUGAGUAUAUUUAUGUUGAUUUUUAAGUAGAUUCAAAGGUAGUUUUGAGCAAAAUUUACUACCAAACAGAGUACCUUUUGUGUCUGUGACAAUAAAUCUCAAGUAAUGUUAAUGAGUAUUUUUAAUUAAAAAAAUAAUCCUUGCUGAGAAGUAAAUUUUACUUCAAUAUUUCCCAAGUAAAAGUUACUUAGGAAUUGUGCGUGCAAUUUGUUACCUAGCUUUUCUCAAGUAAAUCACACUCCAAAUUUUUUUCUCGGGAGUCCGCAGCACCUCAAGAGCAAGUUUGGCAGCGGCUGCACCCUGCUGGCUAAAGUCCACACUGAGGCCGACUUGGAGGACGGCGACCUGCAGCUUUUUAAAGACUUCAUCCAACGCACCUUCCCAGGAAGCCAACUCAAGGAUGAAGACCAGGGAAUGGUUCACUAUCAUCUCACUGACAGAACGCUUACCUGGGCACAGGUAGGCUAAAUACCAAACGUGCAGAUUACAUACUAUUAUUGCAUACGAAAUACUCAUCAUAUCAUAAAUAUUAGAAUUAUUGACAAUAAUAAUACAUAUCAUAAUGAAUAAAUGAGCAUAUAGUAUAAUACACUAUAAUAUUACUAUUUAUUUAGCAUAAUUAUAAAAUAAUAGGAAAAGCGGUAGAAAAUGAAUGAAUUAAUGAAACUAUAACAAAUAGAUAAGUAUCGUUACUUGUGUUAGGGCUCCCUCUGGUGGAUGAUUGUGUGCCGUGCAGCCUCGUUUCCCUUCACGAGGGGCCCAAUAUGAUCCAAAUAUGCAUUGUAUAUUUCAUUGUUUCGGCUUAACCUUGCAUUUUUCAUAUCUAAUACACAUUUUUAAUUGUAGAAAAAAGUACAAAUAUGUAUUUAAAAUAUGUAAUCAAGUGAAUACCAUGCAUACUUUUAAAAAGGUUUGUAUUAACAUAUUGACUAUAGUGUAUAGCAGGGGUCGGGAACCUUUUUGGCUAAGAGAGCCAUGAAGGCCAGAUAUUUUAAAAUGUGUAUCUGUGAGAGCCAUAUACAUUUUUUUAAACAUUGAAUGCAAUAAAAUGUGUGCAUUUUUAUGUAAGACCAACAGUUUUAGAUAUAAUGGGCUCUAAUUAUGUAGACCAGGCACACUACCCCACGCCAAUGGGGUGUGGCCAGCACACUUUCAUGAGCAGCGCAGUGUCCAACAAUAAAUCAAAUACUUGCUGCCAUUAAUGCAACUUCUGCUGCUGCAUAGUUUUGCACCGUAUUCAGUACACGUAUUUCAUUCUUUUGGCCAUCUUCGUCAGAAGGCUUGGUUCUGCAGCUUUAGCUAGGCGACUAUUUGACUAAAGGAGGAAAGUCUACAUUAACAUGUUGACAUCUCAAUGACCGAGGUAGACUACCUCAUUACCCAGUAAUAAUCAAGUUUUGGUGUUUGACCUGGAAAAUAUCAUCAGGAAAGAUAGAUAUGGUCGGCCGUAUUGCAGUAGAAAAUAAAUGGACGGAUUAAAAUGCAUAAGAAAGUUGUUGAUUUUGAAUAUUAUUUUUAACAGUCAUUUCCGUGAUGUUUACUUUAAAAUGUUAGCAAAAAUACAUUUUUAUUGUGGUAAGAAACGCUUGAGAGCCAGAUACAGUCAUCAAAAGAGCCCUACCUGGCUCCCGAGCCAUAGGUUCCCUACCUCUGGUGUAUAGUAUACAACAUGCACUGCAACAUAUAACACUAUGGUAUAUGUUAUUGUAUCCAGUCAUCCCUCCUUUAUGGCGCUUCAUUGCUUCCAGACCCGAUUGUGAUAGGAGAAAAAGUAGGAUUCUUUUUUACUAUUAACUAAAGAAAAUACGGGACAUAGUCAUAAUAUUUCCAAAAGUACAAUUUUGAAGAUUAUUUCAGAAGAAAGUUGAAAUAUUUGGAAAAUGUAAGCCAAAAAAAAAAAAACGCAAAAUGUGUAAAAACAAAUAAAAAAUAAAAAGUUGCUAUGAAUCAGAGUAUGUGAAUAAAGCUGAGAUGCUGGACAUCCCGUACGUGUAAGCUGGCAGCGUAAGAUCACAGUUGCAUGGCGGGACCAUGAGGCAAACAUGCACGUGAGACGCAUCAAUACAGCCGAGUCGACACCCUGAAAGUCGCUUUUCUUGCCAAAUGCUUUGUCCUUGAAAACAAGGGAAUAUAAGGGAAGUGAUAUAUAAUUGGAAUUGUAUCCAGCUCAUCCAUCAUGUCAGCUACACCAUCUACAUAUGUACACUAGCUCUAUGUACACGAGAUCUAUAUACACUAGCGCUGUGUACACUAGCUCCUUGUACUCCUUGUAGCUCUGUGUGCAUUUUUUUUGUACACAGAGACUUUUUCUUUGUACAGUCAUCAUCUGCAAAUUGUUUAUAUGAAAUUAUUUUUUACCAUCAUGAAUCGUUAUUUGUAAAGUUGAAAUAAUAGUUAAUAUGAAUGAUAUAGACUUGGAUUAAGCAUGAUUAUUUGUGUAAUUGUAUUGAUAGAAUACUUGCAGCAUUUGGGUGAUUAUUUGGGACAAGAAUUCUUAUGGUAAUGUUAAUGGUUUUAUUUCACUUGAACAUGCAUCAGAUUACAAUUGAUACAAUUGCAUCCCAUAAUCAGUUCACAGUUCCACAUGUCCAAAAGGAAUAGGAAGAAGCAAAGCUAAUUAAAUCCUACCCCUCCAUCUGGUACUUUUACAAUCAGUAACUGUUACAUUUGUUCACUUCCUGCUUUCUGAUUUAUUUUAUUUUAGUUUUAUUUUAUUUUAGUUUAUUUUUUGUCACAUACGGAAGUACAAGGGGAUAUGACUGUACAAUGACAUAGUGUGUACGAUAGUAAGUGUCAAUAUAGUGAUAUAUAUAGCACAUCAUGACUGGUUCAAGACUCUUCAUCCUUGUAUUUAGCAAACAUCAACUGCUUGUAUUGUUUCUUGAAUUGGCUCAUCGUUGUGCAUUGUUUGAGUUCCUUACUCAUUCCAUUCCAUAGUUUGAUUCCACAUACUGAAAUGCAUUGUUUGAGGGUCUUACUAUAUGAAUGUAUGUAUAUGGUAGUAUUAGUGAUGGGAAUAAUGGAGUAGAACUGGCUAAUAAGAACAUAUGUCAUCAUCGCUCUUUUUGUGCAUUUGAAUUAGAAUUUGAUGGGGAAAAAAUACCCUUCAUGAAAAUGUGGAGAGUAUAUCGCUCACAAGCACUUGCUAAUGUGAAAGUCUACACAUAUAUAACAGCAUUUCAAUAUGUUAGCCAAAGUCCCCUGAAAUGAGACUCUAAAAGGUUAACAAGCUCAAGGGGGUGUGGAAGGUGGAGCAUAUGGAUCAAAGUUCCAGUUCAAGUCUGCGCAGAUGACAUCCGGAGCUCCUGCUGUCCAAACAAUGUCUCCUUGGGAAGACUUUCUGGCCUCGCUCUUGUCCAGUUCCAGCAGCGUACUGGGCGGUGUGACCGUGCUGCUCCUCUUGGCUUUUGCAUCCAGGCGCUUCGCUUUGCGGGAAACUAGGAAGGGGCCUCCGGGGCCCAGACCUUUGCCCUUGCUUGGCAACCUGCUGCAGCUCGAUCUCAAGAGGCUCCACCUGAACCUUUGUGAGCUUGCAGAAGAAUACGGCUCCGUGUUCACAAUCUACUUGGGCGGCGUUAAAGUCGUGAUCCUGGCUGGAUACAAGACGGUCAAAGAGGCUCUGGUCACCCACGCUGACGUGUUUGGGGAGCGCCACAUCGUGCCCAUAUUUGAGGAGCUGAGUCGAGGUCACGGAAUUAUUUUUGCAAACGGAGACUCGUGGAAAGAAAUGAGACGUUUUGCCAUCAGCACUCUGAGAGACUUCGGAAUGGGUAAAAGACUCGCUGAAGAGAAAAUCAUGGAGGAGUGCAGCCACCUCAUUCCCAUUUUUGAGAAGCAUGAAGGGCAGCCGUUUGAUACAACACAACCAUUGGGUAACGCCACGUCCAAUGUCAUCUGUUCCAUCGUGUUUGGGAGCCGAUUUGAAUACGACGACGCUCACUUCACCACCAUGGUGGAACGAGUCAAAGACAACUUACUUUUGACUGGAUCCAAACAAAUUCAGCUUUACAACAACAUUCCAUGGCUGUUUAGCUGGGUUCAGGACCGGCAGAUAGUUCUAAAGAACUUCCAGAAAAACAUCCAGCACAUGAAGGACCUGCUGGCCAAAGUGAAGGAGAACCUGAACCCUGAAGAUUGCAGGGGCCUGGCGGACUGCUUCUUCAUGCGCAAGCAAAAAGAGGAUCUAUCUGAUGAGCAGAACCACUUCAGUGAGGACAACAUGGUUCAGGUCGUGCUCAACCUCUUUGCUGCAGGCACGGACACCACUUCCACCACACUAAGAUGGGCCUUGCUAUUGAUGGUUAAAUAUCCCCUAAUACAAGAUCGGGUCCAGGAGGAGCUGAGCAGGGUGAUCGGAAGCCGCCAAGUUUGCGCUGAUGAUCGCAAGAACCUUCCCUACACCGACGCCGUCAUCCAUGAGAUUCAGAGGUUCAGCAACAUCGCAACCACAACCCUUCACCACCAAACCAGCCAGGACAUCACCUUCCAGGGCCACUUCAUCGAAAAGGGCACCGUUGUUUUGCCUCUCCUUUUUUCUGUCCACUGCGAUAAGAGUGAGUGGGAGACACCAAGAGCCUUCAACCCUUCCCACUUCCUGGAUGAGGAGGGUAAAUUCAUCAAGCGGGAUGCCUUCAUGCCCUUCUCUGCAGGCCGCAGGGCUUGUCUCGGCGAAGGUCUGGCCCGGAUGGAGCUCUUCCUCUUCUUCUCCACCCUCCUUCAGCGCUUUCGCUUCACGCCUCCCCCAGGGAUGUCGGAGGACGAGCUGGAUUUGACGGCAGUGGUGGGCUUGACGCUCAGUCCGCCGCAUCACCUGCUGUGUGCCGUCAGUCGGUGCUGAUGAGCAUCAGCGUGAUGGCGUCUUUUUUGCAUUCCCAUGAUUUGCAAGCUCACGGAUGACACACUUUGUUGUCCAAAUGAUCCAUGUCAUGAAGUUUUUUUGUCUUUUGUUUUUUUUGUCUCCAUCAAUCCAUCCAUCCAUUUUUUGCACCACUUAGCAUUUGAAAAUAGAUGACACAUUUUUAUCUUUUUCAGUAAUGAUAAUGUUGAUGCUAUUUUUCACAUCUCUACUUUUUACUAGAAUGUAAUUUCAUUUGCUUAAAUAAAAACCUGUCCUUGGUGAAAAUAUGCAAUUA
Molecule: messenger RNA, 6194 nt
Organism: Doryrhamphus excisus (bluestripe pipefish)
Lineage: Eukaryota; Metazoa; Chordata; Actinopteri; Syngnathiformes; Syngnathidae
Source: RefSeq, a predicted model, not a curated record